Messenger RNA from Adelges cooleyi (spruce gall adelgid), 3116 nucleotides. RefSeq lists its product as uncharacterized. Bases 1 to 3039 code for a protein of 1012 amino acids. The transcript has 11 exons. NCBI's taxonomy places the organism in Eukaryota, Metazoa, Arthropoda, Insecta, Hemiptera, Adelgidae. The record is from RefSeq and is a predicted model, not a curated record.
AUGGAGGAAUCAAACUAUAUAGUUCAAGACAAACCAGUUAGUAAAUUAAAACCUCAUAUUUUUGCUGUUUAUUCGUUGUGUAGUGGAACAAUUACACCAGAAACCAAAAAUAACCUCUCAAAUGAACCAGAACUGGAGAUUCCAACAAAGUAUCGGAAAUUAAAAAAUGCAACAACCACUAAAAAUCCUAAAACAAAACGAACAUUAACCUCAGGAAGCGAAAACAAACAUUUAAAUGGACUAGAAUUGGAGAUACCAACAAAGUAUCGAAAAGUAAAAAAUGCAAUGGUCACUAAAAAGCCCAAAACCAAACAAACCGUAACUUCAGGAAGCGAAAAUAACCAUUCAAAUGAAUUAGAAUUUGAUAUUCCAACAAAGCAUCGGAAAUUAUAUAAUGAAAUAAUUAUUGAAAACAACAUAACAAAUCAAACGGUAACUUCAGAAACCAAAAACAACCCCUCAAAUAAACUAGAAUUGCAGUUUCCAACAAAGUAUCGGAAAUUAAAAAAUGCCAAAAUCACUAAAAAGCUUAAAACAAAACGUAUAUUAACUUCAGGAACCGAAAACAAACACUUAAAUGGACUAGAAUUGGGGAUUCCAACAAAGUACCGAAAAAUAGAUAAUGAAUUAGUUAUUGAAAAAACCAUAACAAAUCAAACGAUAACUUCAGGAAGCAAACAAAAACUCUCAAAUGUAGUAGAAUUGGAGAUUCCAACAAAGUAUCAGAAAAUAGAUAGUGCAAUGAUUAUUGAAAGUCCAAUAACCAAUCAAACGGUAACUUCAGGAAGCACACAAAAACUCUCAAAUGAGCCAAAAUUGGAAAUUCCAACAAAGCAUUGGAAAUUAGAUAGUGAAAUAAUUAUUGAAAACACCAUAACAAAUCUAACGGUAACUUCAGAAACCAAAAACAACCUCUCAAAUAAACUAGAAUUGGAGAUUCCAACAAAGUACCAAAAAAUAAAAAAUGCAAUAAUUAAUAGGUCUAAAAGGUCUAAAACCAUACAAACGGUAACUUCAGAAAGCGAAAUCAAACAUUUAACCGGACUAGAAUUGGAGAUUCCAACUAAGUACCCAAAAAUAGAUAAUGAAUUAGUUAUUGAAAAAACCAUAACAAAUCAAACGGUAACUUCAGAAACCAAAAUCAACCUCUCAAAUGAACCAGAAUUGGAGAUUCCAACAAAGUAUCAGAAAAUAGAUAAUGCAAUGAUUAUUGAAAGUCCCAUAAACAAUCAAUUGGUAACUUCAGGAAGCCAACAAAUACUCUCAAAUGAGACAGAGUUGGAGAUUCCAACAAAGCAUGAGAAAAUAGAUCAUGAAUUAAUUAUUGAAAACACCGUAACAAAUCAAACGGUAACUUCAGAAACCAAAAACAACCUUUCAAAAGAACCAGAAUUGAAGAUCCCAACAAAGAAUCUGAAUAUAGAUACGAGUAACGCAAUUUUUAUUAAAGAGCCUACAUCAAAUACUUUCACUAUUGAAACUCAAGUAGAGAACGAAUCCAAUUUAAUUCCAAUUGAAAAUGCAGAUAAUAUUGUUAGUUCAAGUGACCUCGAUUAUGUUUUACUACAUAUACCUGAAUAUAAUAUAAGUGAUUAUGAAACAUCAUCUAACGUAACAUUUGACAACAAAGAUUUGCCUGAAAAACAAAUAAUUGAAAACAAAAUUGUUGAUUCACGAAUGAUGGAUGAUUCAUAUUCGAAUAAGACACAAAAGAAAGCGGACAAAUUAAAAACUUAUGAUGGCAAAAAAAACGUAUUAAAGGCAUCGAUUGUACAUAAUAUACCCCCAAAAGAUGUAAAUAAAAUGCUAAACAUGAUGCUUAACUUGCCAAAUACUUUAUAUACUAAUAUGCCAGAACGAAAUGUUUUGUCGCCACACACUGAAAAUCUAGUGGUUAACAGUACAUAUAUGACACAAAUAGUUACUUCGAAUGAUAUCGAUUCAAACGAUCCGGAAUUUAGGAAUUCAACCAUGUUCCAAAAAAAUUAUAGUGAAACACAAACAAAUCAAAACUAUAAUGUACCUAAAACGAUUGACGACCCUUAUUCACCCCUUGUUGACCACGGACAAGCAAUUAGGCCAAAUGUACUUGAACCUGGAUUGUUACACAGAUUUACAUCUAAUAUAGAGAAGGAAAAAGUUAGCGUUCAAAGCAUUCCGUUUAAUGCUUCAAGUUCCAAAAAAGAGCCACUUACAAAUCAAUCAUUUGAAACAAAAAGUACAGAUUAUAUGUUGGAAAAUACAACUAAUUCCUCAAUCAGUAGGGAACAGACAUUUGUUGAAUACGCUCACACAAGUACACAAAUUGGCGGUAAAACGAAUUUGUUAGCCGAUCAACAGCGAAAAUAUAUAACAGAUGAUGAGCUUCAACAAAGGAGUCAAAGUGUCAAAAGAUGUUCAAUAGCUAGUCAACCGGGUACAGAUCGUAAACAUCGAGAUUCGGUUUCUAGGUGGGCAUCGUUGUUGGAUAUAAUUAUUAAUAAUGAGCCAAUAGAAAAUAUAUUUAAUUACGAUUGGGAUGAAGAGGACAUGUUCUCAGACAUUGAAUAUGGAAGUUUUGAUGUGGCAUUGUUAUUAUCGUGCAUUCAAAAAUUGUUAUGGCAAAUUUAUACGUUAUAUAGCGAAAUAGGCAUUUAUAAAAAAUACCGUGAACGCUUGCUAGCUAUAAACGCAAGACUUUCAACAUCAUUUCUACCUAAAAAUAGAAGAAACCGAGCAAGUGCCUCGACCACAACAGCUUCAAAUAAUUGUUCAGAAGCUUCAGUACCUUCUACGGCUUCCUCAAAUCUGAUUCCUGAACAGCGUACACAUUUUCACCCACAGCAUGUCGAUCAUAACCUUCCAGUGCCAACCACUUACCAACCUCUUUCAAAUGUAAUUUUUCUCGUUCAAUCGGGUGCUAAUCAGGAUCAGAGUCUAGACAACAAUAUGCAGCCUUAUCAAGAUCCUGAUCAAAAUAAUUCCAAUUUGACGGACCUGUCGUCUCAGGAGACCGCUACGUCAGAUUUAAAGCCACUUAAUCCAACGAAAAAUUACUGAAAACAUGUUGACUCACACGGAUAAGCAAUGGAAUUUUUACUUUUCUCUUAAAAGUCUACAUAGCGUCAUAAUUUAAG